CCCUGCAAAGCGGCUUGAGAAAACCCCGUGGCGCGCAACGAAAGCCCUCUUCUCAGGAUCCGCCAUUAGCGAGAGGCUUGUGGUGGAUUAAACGGCAACAUGCAGAUUUUCGUGAAAACCCUUACGGGGAAGACUAUAACCCUUGAGGUUGAGCCUUCAGAUACUAUCGAGAAUGUCAAGGCCAAAAUCCAAGACAAAGAAGGCAUCCCACCCGAUCAGCAGAGGUUGAUCUUUGCAGGGAAGCAGCUGGAAGAUGGACGCACCCUGUCCGACUACAACAUCCAGAAGGAGUCAACACUUCACCUGGUGCUGAGGCUGCGUGGUGGUGCUAAAAAGAGGAAGAAGAAGUCUUACACCACCCCCAAGAAGAACAAGCACAAGAGAAAGAAGGUCAAGCUCGCUGUGCUUAAGUACUACAAGGUUGACGAGAACGGUAAGAUCCACCGUCUCCGUCGCGAGUGCCCAGCUGACGAGUGUGGUGCCGGUGUGUUUAUGGCCAGCCACUUCGACAGGCACUACUGCGGAAAGUGCUGUCUCACCUACUGCUUCAACAAGCCCGAGGACAAGUGAAAUGAUGUACAGUAGUCAAUAAAAGUUCCACCGCCCCAUCA
Messenger RNA from Clarias gariepinus (North African catfish), 611 nucleotides. RefSeq names its product ribosomal protein S27a (gene rps27a). NCBI's taxonomy places the organism in Eukaryota, Metazoa, Chordata, Actinopteri, Siluriformes, Clariidae. Gene Ontology annotation, biological process: protein ubiquitination; modification-dependent protein catabolic process; translation. The record is from RefSeq and is a predicted model, not a curated record. The transcript is spliced from 6 exons. Bases 100 to 570 code for a protein of 156 amino acids. Gene Ontology annotation, cellular component: ribosome; cytoplasm; nucleus. Gene Ontology annotation, molecular function: structural constituent of ribosome; ubiquitin protein ligase binding; protein tag activity.